AAGACGUGUUCUUCGGCCCGAGUCGCCGUGCGCUCGGGCCCCGCGGGGGCGGCAUGUCUGGCGCGGGCGGCUUCGGCAGGCAUGCGGUGGGCGAGGCCGACAUCAGGCAGGUCGACGGCGGGCAGCUGGUGGGCAAGACCUUCGGCGAGAGCUCCUACACCAUCUACGAGGCCUGCGGGCCGGGUCAGGUGGAGGAGCCCCCCUAUUUGGUCGUGUGGUUGCACGGGGCCGACAUGGGCGACAUGCCUAAGGAGAGUGCCUCCUCACCCUGCAGAAGGGCCUGCGGCACCGGCUGUUUUUCCUGGUGCCUCUGAACCCCAAGGUGUCCAGCGAGGGCCUUCGGUUCUACUGGGGGAUCUCCUACACGAAGGCCCAGAACAAGAACGGCCUGGGCUACAUCUUCGGGGACUGGCACCAGGAGAGUUCCUCGACGCGCUCACCGGCACCGUCCAGCGGGUCGCCCACGAGAGGGCGGCG
Prorocentrum cordatum is the source of this 477-nucleotide messenger RNA. Lineage: Eukaryota; Dinophyceae; Prorocentrales; Prorocentraceae. The record is from the annotation of a GenBank genome assembly.